UUGUAUGUAUGUAUACAUGAAAUCUUCAUCAAGGUGUUUGGAGCAACAGUAAUAUCUCUUUGACCGAGCAAAUUAUCGCAUAGACUGUAGAGGGCACUUGUUUCUGUGACGUCACAGCAAAGCGUGGAUUAGAGUCACCGGUGUGUUUUUGAACUCGGACGACAGUGUGAACGAAGAAGCGAAAAUGGGAUUAAUUACGUAUUUUCUGAUUUCUUUCACACUAUACUAUAUGCAAGGAGUGACACAGGGUCAGGAGUAUACAGUAACAUUAACACCUACAGAAGCCAUGGUUAACAAAGGCGAGAACGUAAAGGCUCUCUGUAACAUACCUGGCCUCUCAGCUCUCGACAUCAUUAGUAUGCUCAAGGUCAGGUGGUACCACAAUAGAGAGCAGUUGACUAGUCUAUGUGAAUUUGAGGACCCCGACACAAUGUCAGACAAGUAUAUAUGCAAUGUGCUCUCCCCACAGGCAAAGAACAUCAGCUUAGAAUUUACCGUACAAAAUAUUCAGAAGAAGGACACUGGGAAUUUAACCUGUCAGGUGUGGAAACAAGUAAAGCAGAGUGGUAAAUGGAUCAGGGAUGAGCUUGUGGCAAAAAAAGAUGUGGUUAUUAAAGUGAGAGAACCCAUUAGGACAAUGGCCUUCAAGUUUGACCAAUCGCUGACAGAAACUCUAACACUUGAUAACAAUGCCGCUCCACACCGCAUUGAAGUUGAUCCGGGAAUGUAUGGGCCAACUUGUAUGGUGAAUGGCAGUACGCCAAAGGCCAAUGUGAUGAUCACGAUGGGUUCUGAAAUGAUGAAAGGGAGAAUGGUAGAUAUGCCGAAUGAGGGAGGAACACAGUUUGUUGCAGAUAAAAUGGAAUUUAAAGGUAACACAGAAUCUCUUAUAAAGUGCAGCUCCAGUGUGGAUGGUUUACCAGAUUCUAAGCAGGAAAGGACAUAUAUAGCUGUUGUUCGUACAAUUGAUCCCAAAUUCAGUUGCUCAAACAAUUCUGCCAUUGUAAACAACAAAAGACACAAGGUUACAUGCGCAGUUUAUGGUAUAGAGGGUAUUGGGUGUAACAAAAUACUUUGGCAGAAGGGCAAUGAUGGAGAAAAGUAUUUACCUGGAGAGCAUGCUGGUGUAACCAUUGAGUGCAAACAAGUGAAUGCGUCAAUGGUAGAAUCAACUAUGGAGAUCUUACAGGUUUCUGCAGAUGAUUUUAAGACUCCAUUCCGUGUAAUCUACAAUGAUCCACGGUCAAAAACAAACCAAUAUCAACUUUCCAUUCCACAAGGAGACAAAGACUCUGAAUACAGUAACUCUGCAUUGCCAGUAUCAACAACAUCAGCUGUUCUCCUGUCAUUAGUAUUAAUGGCUCUCUCUCUGAUAUUGUAACGCACAGAGAACUAGGACCUUUUUAAAUAUUUACCUUACGCAAAAAUACAGCAAAAUGUGCCUACAUGAACAGAAUAUUUCUUACAUUUUUCCAUUUAUCUUUUCUUCAAAUUUAUGAAACAUUACAAAUAUUGAGUCAGACUUAAGAUUCUGAAAUCAGCAAAAAACUCGGAACAAAUUCUAGAGAAUGUAUGUUUCACGUACCUCAUUUAAUGGAAGUUGGAUUUGUGAGAAUUGUUAAUAUUUCAGAGAUCUACAACAAGAUAGAAGUCCCAUUCUGUGUUUCCUUGUCUUAGUGGUAAUUAAAGUAGCAAAUUGUUGAAGUAGGUUUAGACAUGUUUAAAUUGCUUUGAACAUGAUUGAAAAUAGCACCAUUUCAUGUAUGAAAAUAGCACCAUUUGAGUUCUAUUUGUCCUGUGCUUGAACAUACUUUGAGAGUCAGUAGAAGAGGAAAGAUUGCUUGUAAAUAUUCAUUUUUAGCAUGAACAGAUUUCAUUAUCAUAAAAUGCUUAAAUUUUUGAAGCUAGAAAGCAGCAUAUGAAUUUAGAUCAGAGUUAUUUUCAACUGCUGGUGCAUAUUUUUAAAGCUGUAUGUAUGGUGUACAUUUAGUUUUGAAGUUGUGAAAAAUUGCAAGUUACAUGUAUUUUGUAGAGUAGAGUAUAAAUGCUUGAGAGAGAUGUUGCAAUUAGAUGAGUGAAUGUAUCAUCCUAAUAUUUGAUCAUGAGACCUUGUAAUUUGAAUGAAAGAAUUUAUAUGCACAUUUGAGCCAUUUAAAAAGUUAAAAGCUACAAAUUUGGAUUGUUUCGCAUUUUUAAGCAUAUUCUGUGGACAUGUUGGAAAAGAUGAUCAUCAAAAAAGCUAUUUAAUUUUUUUUUGUGUGUGUGUAAGAUCUCAUUAAUAAACCUAAGUUUUUUUUCUGUUGUUUUUUAUAAAGGAAAAUCAUGCAUUAUUCUCUAUUUGAAUUGCCUGAACUGAUGUAAAAUAUGUACAGUAAAACUCUUUAGUACAAACACUGGUAUAGCGAAGUUAUGGACAUAGCGAAGUUUUUUGCAAAUUCUAAACAAUUCCUUGUCAAGUUUUAGGAAUAUAACAAAGUUGGAUAUAAUAGUGAAUUUCUGGUGAUAGCAAACUGAUUUUUACUGUAUUGGUCAUUGCUUUGAAGAUCAUAGAGAGUAUGGAGGGCUUAAGAUAGACAUGCUAUUUUUAUCUAUCUUCCAGCUGAAUAUAAAUUGAUUGUUUUCACUAUUAUGUUUACCUGAAUUUUAACCCCCUUUUAUAUUUGAAUAUCUAGUUCAUGCUUUUAAGGUUGUAUGUGAAACCAGUGUGACUGUGGAGUACUUCUUUGACCUUGUAAAAUAUAUAUGUCUUACAUUCCAGUGUUAAAAUCUCAAUGACUUUGUCUGUAUGUUUGUGUUUAUAAAAGCUGAUAUCUGCAAAGAUUAUUAAUGCCUAGUAUAGCCAUUUUGUCAAUUUUCAUCACAAUUAAUGUACAUACAAUUUGUUAAUAUUGAAACUGUUUAAAAUAUGUAAUAUUCCAAUUGCUGAGGAAAGUUCAUGGUUUUUGAGAAUAUGCACCUUCAACCAGGUGUAAAAAGUGUUAAUUUAAAAUAUAUGAAGUGCUAAGAAAAACAAAGAUGUUUUAAGAAAUGUUUUUAAUUUUUUUUUUUAAAUUAUAGUGAAGAGAGGACAGGGUCUUUGCUGAGAAAAUUUUACUGUAGAAAUUGAAGUAAACAUCAUUUGAAAUGUUGUGUACAGAGAAAAUUCUUUGUUUCAUUUAUGAAAAUUUUUUUUGAAUUUUUUUUUUAAAAGAUACUCUUUAUGAAUUGAAUUUUCAGAUACAAAAUUAAUAUGUAUUAAAGAAAAGAAUGCAGGACAUCAUCUUGUGUAAUACAUUUACACCUUUACAAAAUGUUUGAAUGAGACUGUAAUACAUAUUUAGCAUAAUUAUGCACUGUAUCAAUAACAACCUAUUGUUAUAAAAUUUGAGCUUUUAAAUUAUAUUUGAUGUUGUCUUUGUCGAAAAUCUUUAAUGUUUCAAGUAGUAUUCUUUAAGUAUAGGUCUUUGUAUUUUUUAGCCAAAUACAGUUCAGCAUUAAGGUUCAUUUUUAUAUUAUUGUUAAUAUAGUUCUGUUGCUUGUUCCAUAAGUAAUGGUGACUUUUUUUUUAUUCAAGAGUAUGUUGAUUUUUUACUAUCAAAUACUGUGUAUUCUCAUAUUGCAAACAAAUGAAAGAAAGCUAUUGAAUGGUUAGUGUUGUGAAAAUGUAUUUUAAUUAAAGUUUAAUAUGUUCAUUAAAUUAAUGAUACAGUC
This is a messenger RNA of Saccostrea echinata, 3690 nucleotides long. RefSeq lists its product as uncharacterized. Lineage: Eukaryota; Metazoa; Mollusca; Bivalvia; Ostreida; Ostreidae. Bases 185 to 1381 code for a protein of 398 amino acids. The record is from RefSeq and is a predicted model, not a curated record. The transcript is spliced from 10 exons.